Messenger RNA from Penicillium soppii, 1524 nucleotides. Its product is annotated as Zn(II)2Cys6 transcription factor. Gene Ontology annotation, cellular component: nucleus. Lineage: Eukaryota; Fungi; Ascomycota; Eurotiomycetes; Eurotiales; Aspergillaceae. The record is from RefSeq and is a predicted model, not a curated record. Bases 1 to 1524 code for a protein of 507 amino acids. Gene Ontology annotation, molecular function: zinc ion binding; DNA-binding transcription factor activity, RNA polymerase II-specific; transcription cis-regulatory region binding. Gene Ontology annotation, biological process: positive regulation of transcription by RNA polymerase II. The transcript has 7 exons.
AUGAGGACUCGAACUGGCUGCGUCACAUGUCGGUCUCGGCACUUGAAAUGCGACGAGAAUAAACCAAUAUGUAACCGCUGCAAGCGCGGAAAGCGAGAAUGUGUCCAGGUCGAUCCGGCCGCCAACUUUCGAUAUGUCUUCACAACCGCUGCAGGGGUCAAACCCCCAGCAGCCUCCCAGAAGAAGACUCGGCCAGUCAGGCAUUCUACGUUAAUUACUGAUGAUCACGAUAAGACUGCUCAUAGCCCUGGGGACAAUUUAGAAACAGUUUCAUCUCCCGGUGUCUUAGAACAAGAUGUCUAUCACUACAUACCUCACGAUGAAGAGCAAUUGGGUUCAGCCAGCCAGCCACCUCUUCAAGCAGAGCUAUCGCCAGAGAUGUCAGAUAAUGGCAUUAUAGAUCCCACCCUCUCUACGGUCAUCUGUGAACCCAUGCACAUCCGUGGUGUUGCAGACUCGACAAGCUACCACGGGCCCUCGCCACAGAGCAACAACAGCGUCAGUAUCGCGGGGACGAUGAAAGUGACAGGUGUUUCAGAAUUAUAUGCGCGUUCUCGGAAAGAUACCGGUCUCAGGUGCCGUGAAGAAGCAGCGCUUCUCAAAUUCUUCAAGGAGCAUUGGGUCCCGGGUCUCGACUCACAAGAUGCGAAUCGUCACUUUGCGCUGGAGGUACACCAGCGUGCACCGAGAACUCCGGUUCUACUGAACGCGAUUCUGGCAGUCGCAUCACUUCACCAGAGCAGACUUUCCGGUUCUUCGAUUGUGGUUGCAGAGCAGUACCACGAGGAAUGCGUGAAACUGAUUCUUGGCAUACUCAACCAGGCGGAUGGACCAAUUGAUGAGAUACUCCUGGCCACCACUGUAAUUCUGCGCGUUUACGAGCAAAUGAAUGGAUCAUUCAACGAUGAAGAGUGUCACUUACUAGGAGCCUCCGCUCUCGCAUCGGCACCAGCGGCUACCAGCGGUCGCCUCUGGAAGGCAGCGUUCUGGGUCUAUCUCCGUCAAGACAUCUACAUGGCGAUUUUGGACCAGCGACCUAUCAAAACAGAUGUAUCAAUCUGCACGACAUGGGCAAAUGAGAAACCAACCAAUGAUUGCGAAUGGAGCCAAGCCAUUAUGCUCAUUGUCGCCGAUAUAAUUGGCUUUUGUUUUUCCACGUUGUGGGAUGAUCCAGCAGAGAGAUGGGCGUCCCUACGUGAAAGAUUGGACAAUUGGGCAUUCUCCCGGCCUGCGUCUUUUGAACCGUAUUACUAUAAUGAGAGGAACAUAACUGCUGGGAGGUGCUUCCCUGACUUUUGGCUUUUCGAACAAUGCCAUGUUACGGCGAUUAUCUACUACCACAUGGGCCAUGCGCUUCUCCUUAUUUACGACCCAAACCACGCAAUGGGCAUCAAUGCCCGACGUCAACAAAGGGUACUUGAGCUGGCUAUUCUAGAUAUGCUAAAGCAAGCCGAGAUAGAAGAUCAAUGGCCCACAGCACGGAUAUCCCAAGUAUUGAAGGAGGAGUGGGAGAUCAUCGGCUGA